Molecule: messenger RNA, 5179 nt
Organism: Camponotus floridanus (Florida carpenter ant)
Lineage: Eukaryota; Metazoa; Arthropoda; Insecta; Hymenoptera; Formicidae
Gene: Schip1
Product: IQCJ-SCHIP1 readthrough transcript protein
Exons: 13
Coding region: 267-2993 (908 amino acids)
Biological process (GO): positive regulation of hippo signaling
Cellular component (GO): plasma membrane; cell junction
Source: RefSeq, a predicted model, not a curated record
CGUGGCCUCGCAGUCUCCUUUGGUUCGCGCCGCGCAUGAAAACGCAUCACUGCGCUUCCUUUUGCAUUUCUACGAGUGAGUCACAGCGUAGCGUCCGGCUCUCGCUCAUCGUGUACACAUAUCCAAGUGCUGUACACUUGGUGCAACGUUUCCGUCAGUUUCCGUCACGGCGGAUGCGAGACUCCUGAGGCAGCGCGUCAAAGACGUCGAAGGGGAGCGAGGAGAGCCUCUUGCGUCCUGUCGAUUUGAAAGCACGACGAAUCGAUAUGCGGCUCAGGGAAUCCGUCUCGAUCUCGGUGCCGUUGCAUCCCGGAGGAUUGAACAACAACCAGCUCCGUAGGCCCGAGCCGAUCGGCGCCGGCGAGAUCGCCGGCGAUCGCAACGAGAACGCGACCCGGGAGCCGGUCGACGAGUCGGCGGACUUCCGGCUGGCCGAGGACACCACCACGUGGUCCUCCCUGGCGAUCGCGCGCGACAACGUCCAGCAAAGCAAUCCGCAGUCCACCAACGUCAACAAUAAUCUCACCGAGCCGAAAAUACAGAGGAACAGCUCCGUCGAGAGCCUCGCCGAUUACGAGGGCACAAUCGAAGAGCAAUCCGCCAAUGUAAACAACAAUCCGAUCGAGUCGAGGAUACGAAGGAACAGCUCCGUCGAGAGCCUCACCGAUUGCGAAGGACGUAAUUCACCGCACGAGAACUCGUCGCGCGAGCUGACGCCGUCCGAGUGGUCCGACUGGUCCGAGGAAGGGAAUCUACCUGCGGGCUGCCGCGGCAUCGUCAACCCCAACUAUCCCGGCUUCCAGCAUCUGGCGCCUUCCCUGCUGUCGGAUACCGAUCUGACCGAGGACGAGCACGACAGCUGCUCCGACUAUCCGCCCCUCUACGGUGUCCAUCCCGAGAUAGUCCCGGAGAACGGCAACGAGUACAACAACAACGUCGACGACAGCAUCAAUCAUCUCUGCGGUCAGCGCAACGACCGCAAGAUCUUUUACGAGAAACCCAAGUUUAAUAUACAGACUGUGACCUCUCUGUAUGAGUCGGUGGUGCCGCCUUCGGAAAAGUGCAUUAACUACGUGAAGAGCGUGGAAGUCUCUAGGUCCGAGAAGAAGGCACAGUCGCCCGAGCCGGAGGAGGUCGUCGUCAACGGCGUCGUCGAGGCGGAGACCCACCUGACGCUCCUGGACGAACGGGAGGAAGGUCUGGCCGACCAGGUAAGCGAGCAGACGCCCGAACUGUCCCGAGCGGUCCUCGAGAACAAGCGUGAGCGGGAGGUACCCGUCGAGGUCGAGCUGGUGGAGCUGACCACCAGUGUGAAUGAGAGUCUGCAGUUUCCCGAGAUCGAGGAAAUCCUGGAUUCCGGGAAGACCAGCGAGAUCAGCGAGACAGAGGACGUCGCGGUGGAGCACAUCGACCUGAUACGCGAGGCAAAGGAGUUGCCUCACUUAGACCGGUCCAAAAUAGGCAAUCGCCAGCCGGUGACGACGUCGGCGGGCGGCUCGGCCGACGACGACGAGUCGGAGAGCAACAGCGACUACUCCGAGGGCUUCGCCGAGGAACGACCGACCUACACGAAGCUGGAGGAGAUCGAUCUGCUGUCGAGCAUCGGCCGCGACAUCGGCGUCGACUUCGAGAAGUACGCCCCGGUGCCGGACGUGGUCGCGAUGGAGUCGAUCGAGAGCAUACGCGGCGGUCAAUCGCGAGCCACCUCGGUCAUCAAGGAUCGCAUUGAGGAUACCAACAAGCUGCUGGACCGCGAGCUCCCGGAGGCGUCCAGCGCGGACGUCCGGAAGAAGGAGAAGAUGGUCAAGAAUCAGGCCAAGCGCCGUCAGCAGCAGCAACAGCAACAACAGUCGCGAAAUUCGAAUUCUCAGAGGCGCCCUGAUAAACGUAGGGCCGAUAUUGACGGAUCAGGCGGCUUUGACGUUUACAACAUCGAGACAGCAAUGCCAAAGAUCGAUCUAGACGCGAUCGAGUCGCAUCUCCGAGCUGCUCGCGAGGAGGAACGUCGGGAUAAUGAUAAAGGAACUGAGCCGAAUAAACCUCCGGAACCGAGUAUAUCAGUCGAGCAAGAAACGAAGGAGAGCGAAAGAGAAGAUCUGAUUACACGAUUCGACAGGGUCAUACGUGGUGAAUCUGAUUGCAAUCUGCAGCGACGGAACGAUCGCGAGGAAAUCAGAAGGAGACUCGCAAUGGGGCCUGAUGCUGAGGAUUUACGCGCCGAACGUGGACGAAAGCCAAGUCUCCAAUCGCGUCUUCAAAGUGGAAUGAAUCUCCAGAUCUGCUUCAUGAACGAGACCUCGUCGGACACAGAGUCCCCGGGGUCAGAAAACGACACAUCUCCCGGAUCUACACCCACGUCUCUCGGUUCGAAGCAACUCGGCGGGAAGCAACACGCGCCGAUGAGGCCACAGGUGUUGAGUCUUCCGUCUCUGAGACUCGAGAGCGCCAACUCCACACCGCCAGUUGACGAGGCGGACUUUUUCGCACGUCAAGCUAGACUGCAGACUGAAGCACGAAUGGCCCUGGCACAAGCCAAGGAGAUGGCACACAUGCAAAUGGAAGUGGAGAGGCAGAGGCUGAAGCAGAGUCCCAUCACCGAGAUGGUGCGAUGCAGUUUGGAAAAAGUCGGUGUUCAACUGGGAGAAGAUAGACGUAGAUUGUCCCGAGUUCUUCUCACGGAAUUAAAUGUCGCACAAUUGCAAGUAGUGGCGAACGAUUUACACGCGAGGAUUGCCGCUUUGAAUGAAGCGCUCGUUGAAGGACUUUUGAGGAGAGAUGAUUUGCACAUGGAACAAGAUUCGAUGCUCGUUGACGUGGAAGAUCUCACUCGAUAUUUAGGUGCCAAGCAAGAAUCAUUGAAGAAGAAGCAGCAAAGCAUGCAGCAGACGGCAAAUCGAAAUCAUCAGCAGUCCUCUCCAACUCCAACGAAAUUGUCUAUGAAACCGAAAUUGACGCACUUGAAUCGCGGUCUGGUUGCCCUUGUAAGAAAAUAAUCUUUCGCUACGAGACUACGAAGUCUCGUCGGAAAUUAAACUCCGAACGGAGCGAAACACCACGAACAACUUUAGAAAAAAAGAAAAGCGAAGAAAAGAGAGAAAAGAAGAAAAAUCUUCCUUGAAAAAGUAGGCAAGAGAACCUUUUUCAGAAGAGAAGAUGAAAGAAAGAAUAAGAACUGAAACUUUCUUCGCGACAGAGAACGAAAUGAUCUCCAUUGAAAGAGCAAACGGAAACUGCUUCGAGAAAAAAAAAUAGAAAAGAUUUUUUUCCAAGAGAUGGAUAAUAAAAGAAAACUCUUCUUUGAAGAAAAGCUUCUCAACACUAGAAGAAUCAUUGCGUUAGAGAUCGUGGUGUAUAAUUGCUCGAGAACUCUAAAAGACAUUGUAACGAUCAACUUUAAUAACAGUGGAAUCGUUCUCAUAAAAGGAAAGCAGCACAUAUCUCUUUCCUCUGAAUUACCAAGAAUUUUUACAGCUUCGUCAUUAAUUACGUGGAAGUAGAGAUUUACAUAUGUGCGUAUAAGCGAACAGAGCAACGAUCCUUCGUUUGUAUCCAAGAGAUUCUCCAUCUCUAUCUCCUGCUCUGUAUUCGCUCGGCCCCUAAGCUCACAUUAUGUCCCGCGACAUGCAUGUAUCUACGAAUGUAUCGAUUAUUCGCCUUUAUGAAUAAUAGCGUAUCAUUAGCGAAAGCGGAUCCCUUCUCUCUGUUGUACAUAUAACGGAAAUUUAUAUUAUUGCAGUAUCGAGAUUCCAUAUAGUGUUUAAAGAACGCUUCGUUCCGGUCGUCCAUUAUAAGUCGUUCACGCGUGCGUUGAUGUGAUGUUAAUAUUUUGUAAAAUCGUAUCAAUUUAAUAUUGCAUAUGGAAAUAACAAUUUUGAAUCCAUUCCUAGAUUCCGAUAAUUCCACAAUUAUUCGGAUGUGUAUAUUCUCUGCUUCAGUAGAUCUCUAGAUCCGCCAAUAGAAACCGUCACAGGUAUUGAUUUUAUAAAUUCUUCGCGUAUAAAUUCGUCGUUCUCCACCUGAAUCGGAUAAACGAUAUACUGGGGAGACGAUAAACUAGUUUUUAUCUAUCGCGAGCGACGAAGAAAGUCGACGUACUUUCUUGAAUAAUGCAAUGCUUGUAAAGAAAGGUGGAAAGUAGAUAAAAGUAGGUAAAAGUCCGUCUCCGGUGGAGACGACAAAGUGCAAUGACCGUGAAGAAUGAAAAACGCGUUACAUAUCCAAAUAAAUGAUCUAGCAAAAAAAAAAGAUUAGUUAAUAUCUAGAGCAAUUAUGAAAAUGUAAUCGAACAUAGAAAUAUUUGAUCGAACGGAGAGUUUACGCUAUUAUACGAAGACGGAGCUUUUUCGAAUUCGCUAUCAAAAUUAUUCAUUCUCAUGUAAAUUAUUCGGUUCUUGUAUCAUGUAUUAUGUUUGCAUGUCGGUCUCAGACGAUCUCAUUUACAUACGCAGGAUUUUUCAAAUGAAUGUAGUCGAAAUAAAUUUCAACGAAUCUAAAAACUACAAUUAACUUCGUUUCUUAAAUCCCCGGUUCUCAUCCUUUUGAUACGUCGCGAUUUAUUUAUAAUACAAAUUAGGUAUAUUUUAAGUAAAAACAAAUGCUCAUGUAAGUAAAAAUUGCAGUACUUGAUAUAAUUUCAAUUUUUUAAUCUCUAGCUCCCUUCUUGAUUUUUAAGUGAAAGUGGAAAAAAAAUUAUUAAGAAAAUUAUUUCGUACGUUUUAAUGUAUAUCAUUUAUCAUAAAUCCCAAAUAAAUCUCUAAUCCUUGCGUGUUAUGAGAAAAACGAAUUCUUUUUGGCACAUUGCUUUUUUGCAAAUGGAUAAAUCGAGAAUAUAUCCAUUUCUCGCAAUACUGUUUUUCUAAGAAUAUUUAGAUUAAAGUGGGACAGUUUCAUCAAAGGGGAAGACGACAUAACGAGUUUACUGUAUUUUAAUUAACGUAUUUAAGGCAAUUCAGAUCUACUCUCAAAUAACGUUUGCAUCAUAAAUUUGUCAUGCAAUCAUAUAGGGGAUCUCUGAGACGUGCUCCACUUUGCCCAUAGUUAAUCGAGAACGAGGGCAGCUUUUUAGCCAUCGAUUGUGUAGUAAUAUAAAAAAAAAAAAAGAAAAACAAACGUCACGAAAAAAGAUCGCUCAUAUACACGAUUAUCGCGAAUAUUCGAAAUCGCGCAAUCGGUGGUCAUA